Scophthalmus maximus (turbot) is the source of this 1960-nucleotide messenger RNA. RefSeq names its product TBC1 domain family member 15. The transcript has 10 exons. The record is from RefSeq and is a predicted model, not a curated record. Bases 374 to 1759 code for a protein of 461 amino acids. Gene Ontology annotation, biological process: activation of GTPase activity. Gene Ontology annotation, molecular function: GTPase activator activity. NCBI's taxonomy places the organism in Eukaryota, Metazoa, Chordata, Actinopteri, Pleuronectiformes, Scophthalmidae.
UCCUCGCAAAAUGCAGAGUGAACUUUGGCACCGCAGUCUCCACCUGGAAUGUGGGCCAAGCUGGGAUCUCCGGGUGCAGUCAUAUGACUCCCCAGCUGGCUGAGUGAGAAUCAACAACUGCUGCGAAUAUAUUCUCCUGAAACCGAUUCUGCAAACUCUUGAGAUCUCGUCGGAUCCUCCUCGGUCGUCCCGUCCCGCGCGGCUCAGGCGCGCGUCGGGAAGACGCGCGUCGUUCCGGGCGCAUUGUGCCACGGGACGAUGACGGUGUGUCGCCCCGCUGAGCCUCUGUGGACGCAGCACCUCUUUACCUGUGCUGCCUUUGUGUGUGUGUGUGUGUGUGUGUGUGUGUGUGUGAACACUGCCAGACUCACGGAUGGACAACCUGAGUGACGGGAGUGCUGGGCGGGCGGCGGGGCAAGAGACGAGCUCACCGGACAGUCACCAUCCAGAUGUCCGCUCGCGGAGGAGGGUCGCGGCGGUCAGCACGGCUGCUCUGUCCGCCGCGCGCCUCACCUUGCCCGGGGUCAUGGACGCAGAGGGCAGGGUCGACGAGUCAAGACUGAGGAUGCACAUAUUUAAAAACGGUGGCGUGUCUCCGUCUGAGCGUGGCCUGGUGUGGCGUUUCCUGUUCGGGAUGUACCCGUGCAGCUCCACAGCUUUAGAGCGCUCCCUGCUGCAGGAGCAGUUGGUCGUACGAUACCGAGUCAUGAAAAGAAAGUGGCAGCAGUUUCUUCCGACAGCUGUGCGGAUGCACCUCAACGGCACUGAUGCUGAGUUGGUCGCGGCUGUCAGGUUCUUUGACCGGAGGCAGUCAGAGGCCCAGCGACAGACCCAGGACCAGUCGGAUGACGUCAGGGACAGACUGGCUUUCCUUGAGCUUCAGGCGCAGAUCUUAUUUGAGCGGGUCACAUUUGACCAGACUGAGCUCCGGGAGGCCAUACGAAUAAUUGACAAGGAUGCACCACGAACGAAUAGAGACCUGAGCUAUUACCAGGGUGAAGGCUCAGGUAAUCUGUUGGUGUUGAGAGACAUCCUCAUCACUUACGCUGCUUUUCAUCCAGAGGUCAGCUAUGCCCAGGGAAUGAAUGACCUGUGCAGCCGGUUCCUGGAGGUUCUUGACUCUGAGGUGGACACGUUCUGGAGCUUCUCCUGCUACAUGGAGAAAUUCUCCAGGGACUUCAGGGCUGAUGGUCUGCACAGAAAAAUAGAGGUGGAGGCAGCCCUGCUGAAGGAACUGGACCCACAGCUCUAUGCCCACUUAGUCACAGACAGCAUGGAGAGCUUCACUUUCUGCCACAGGUGGCUGCUGCUGGGUUUCCAGAGGGAGUUUGAACACAGUGACGCACUACGUUUGUUCGAGAUCCUGAGUUGUGAUCACCUGGAGCUCAUCUCCCAACAAGUGGACCGGGCCCGGUAUCAGGAAAGGCUGGCACGUAAACACAGCAAAGAGGACAAUCCAGAGUCAGAGCUACCGGUCGUCAAUACUGACUUCACCUUUGAGCUCUUCAUCUGCGCAGCCAUCCUGUUAGAGAACAGAGAGACGCUGCUGCAGUGUCGAGAUGACGUUCAGCUCAUCCAGUUCACGAGCAGCCUUCAGGGAACACUGGACCUGAAUAGCACGCUGAAGAAAGCAGAGUACCAUUUCUACAACUACUGCAAACGCUGUGCCUGGGACUAUAUGAAAGGGCACUGCAGAGAACACAAAAGCAAAGAAGAGGAUUUUCUUUAUCAACUCCGUAGUUUCUUUGUUUUAAAAUGAUAGCUACUAUUUAGAUAACUGAUGUUAGGAACUUGUGUGAAUCAUGGGAAGAAUGAGACAUACUGUAAUUCCUAUUUGUAGUUUUGAUGGCACAUCAUUUUUAUUUCUGAGGGAAACAUACUGAUAUUCUGUUGGCUGCUCACCUUAAAUUUAUUUCUUAAUGUUUAUUAUAAAUAAUAACGUAUUUAUUGUGUAACAGUU